Molecule: messenger RNA, 1938 nt
Organism: Macadamia integrifolia
Lineage: Eukaryota; Viridiplantae; Streptophyta; Magnoliopsida; Proteales; Proteaceae
Product: APO protein 4, mitochondrial
Exons: 2
Coding region: 486-1445 (319 amino acids)
Molecular function (GO): RNA binding
Source: RefSeq, a predicted model, not a curated record
GCAUGUAGGGGUGUCAAAAUCGAGUCCAACUAACGAAAUCAUGCUGAACCAAAUUGAAUCAAAAUCGAUAUGAACUUACUGGAUCUGUUUUAGGCUAGGGUUUCACCUAAACCAAACUGAACCGCAUUGAAAUCAAUGAGAGACUAGGCGUCCAGCCGGACCAGCCCGUCCAUAGCCUACGUGCGUUGCGAUCGUGUCAAUAACAGAUCCAAUUCCCAUUUGAUUCGUUGGCGUGCGAGUGAGAGAACCCCUCAGCUCGCUCAUUUCUCCAAGGUAAACUCAGCCUCUCCGGUGGCCUAACAACCCAAUUGCUCCCUUUCGAUUUCAAGAGCUCAAGACUCAAAUCUGUUAAGAUUUUAGGAGAGCUACAUAUUGAUCUAUGGCUAUUUCCUCUCACCGGAGUGCACUCCAGCUAUUUGAGAUAAUGCUCUGAUACCCAUAGUUCAUAAUCUUCGUGCAAAUUGGUAUCUCUCGUUGCAGGGAUCAUGGCAUUGAAGCAGAGGAAGCUUUGUUACCAUUUGUGGGAGAACUUUAGUGGUUGUCGAUUUUAUAGCUCCAGAGUGGACUGGGAUAAGCUACGACCCAUGAUUCUUGAAAGAAUCAAGCGCAGGGCUAAGGAUUACCCAGUUCGAGCCAUGAUUCCUGUCGCCAAUGAUGUCGUUAAUGCCAGAGCGCUUCUUAUAGAAGGUGUUUCUUCGCUUAUCAAAUUCAUCCCAGUCAAGGCUUGCAAGUUCUGCCCAGAAUUAUUUAUCAGUGAGAAUGGCCAUCUGAUUCGAACUUGCCAUGGUUUUAGGCGACAUGCCAAGAAUCAGUUCCAUACAUGGAUUGAUGGUACCUUGAAUGAUAUUCUCGUCCCUGUUGAAACCUUUCACCUCCAGAAUAUGUUUCAAGAUGUCAUCACGCAUGACCAAAGGUUUGAUUUUGAGCGUGUUCCGGCAGUCCUGGAGCUAUGUUAUCAAGCCGGGGCCAAUGGAUGCCUGUACAAUAGCAGCUCAACAUCGGAAGCUGGGAAAAAUGACAGUGUUGUUGCCAAGUCCUUGUCACAGCAUGAGCUAAUGUCAGUGGCACGGUUAACUAUGGAGGCAUGGGAGAGGUUUAGAUCCGGUGUCCAGAAAUUAUUGUUGGUUUACCCAGCAAAGGUCUGCAAAUACUGCUCAGAAGUUCAUAUUGGGCCCUCUGGUCAUAAGGCACGACUUUGUGGAGUGUUCAAGUAUGAGGGUUGGAGGGGCACCCAUCUAUGGCAGAAGGCCAAAGUAGAUGAUUUGGUGCCUCCCAAGAUCAUUUGGAGGCGGCGGCCUCAGGAUCCCCCAGUGCUUCUGGACAAGGGACGUGAAUUUUAUGGGCAUGCUCCGGCUGUGGUUGAGCUGUGCAUGCAAGCUGGGGCUACUAUACCUGUCAAGUAUUUCUGUAUGAUGAAAAUGCAAGGUUUUCCACCACCCCCUUGAUGAGCAAAGGACAGACAAAGUUUCUUUCUCAUUAUCAAGCCUGUGUAGAAGUUAUUCCCAAAGAGGUUAAUAAGUUGGUUUAAUGUGGUUUCGUUCAAUUCAAUCUACUCCAAUACAUGGCAUAAUGGGUACUAGAUUUGCAACUUCCAGUGCAUCAACUGCUUUGGCAGCACCAAGAUUGUGUUAUCAAAAUGUUUCCAAUAUGUUGGUUCAGGUCAUCGUCAAAUUGGUAAUUUGUGGCUGUAAAAUUGUCUUAGCUUUGAUCAGUUUGAUUAGGAACCAUCUUUGGUUUUGUAGCCUAAUACUCUCACAAUCUUAAUGGCUGAGUUAUGCAAUUCCUCAUUAGCUUUGGAGUCUUGCAGGUCUAGUCAAGUGGAGCCUAGGGGUUUCCUGCUGAUGUAUGAAUCUUUGAAUUUGAGUCUUUCAGAUCAGAGACAACAGAUAUGUAUGUACAUAUUAUUUAUUUUCAUUAACUGUGGAUUUAUUAUCACAA